Messenger RNA from Symbiodinium sp. CCMP2456, 1131 nucleotides. Lineage: Eukaryota; Dinophyceae; Suessiales; Symbiodiniaceae. The record is from the annotation of a GenBank genome assembly.
AUGAACGAUCUAGCCCAGAAGAUUCUUAGCAAUCCCAUCGAGAACUAUCCAGCUGCCACGGUGGCUUGUUUCGAUCCGACCUGCGGCGAUCUUCCGCGGCGAAAACUGGACGAAGAUCGCCUGGUCAGCUAUCUCGAAAAGCUGGCCGCCGCUGGUGCGGAAGCGGUCUUGCUGGCAGCUUCCACAGGGCAUGGCCAUCUGCGUACCGUCGAAGAAUUAGAACGGUGGUUUGAAGUUGCCGCGAAAGCCAACGCUCCGUCGCUGGUUCGUAUGGCGUUGCUACGUCCCGAAGAUGGACCUGAGGCAAACGAGAAGCUAGUCGCGCUUUUGCGGGAACAUAAUUACCCUGUCGUGUUCGUUCGUCCCGGAACCAAUCUUCCGGCCCAUGCCACCGACGCCCAGAUCGUCGAGAACAUGCGUCCACUCGUCGAGAUGAUCGCCGCCGCAGGCAUGGCCGUGGGCGUUUACUCCAUUCCCGAUGUCAGCGGCGUUCCGCUUCCUGCGACGGCGACGGAAAAGCUUUUCGAUCUGCCUGGUGGCGACGCGAUUGUGGCCGCGAAGAUUACCGAAGCAGACUACCUGAAAAGCACUCGCGAGUAUCUCCUCAGCCCACGGCUGGCCAAGCUAAAGAUCGUGCAAGGCUGGGAUCCUCACCUGGCUCAAGCACUCAGCGAAGGACCACGGUCCAACAUCGAAAACAAGCAGCGAGUCGGGAUUACGUCUGGCCCGAUGUCGUUUGCGGUUUACCAAUACUUGUACAUGCUGGACGCCGCCCAAGAGCAUGACUGGGACGAACUCGCGCUGUCCCAAAAAGCGGUCACUGCACUCUUUCAAGCGAUGCAGGACGAUCCGACCAAGUUUGCCGAUCUGCAGCGAGCCAAAUUCAUCAUGGGCUUAGGCCUGCCGCUAACGGCCAGCCUGGAAACCGAAAAGAUCGAACGCGUCCUGACCGCCCUCGAAGAACUUCCCCGCAAAUCAGACCAACGCCGCCUGGCCAAAAGCCUCGACCUCAUGGGCGACGGCGAAUGUAGUCGUGCCAAUGAGAAGGAACGCUAUCCUCGUGGUAAAUCGCCUCAACGGGACAUUCUGGCUCGCAAGCCGCACAGUCGAUGCAUGACUCUGGAUCGAUAA